Molecule: messenger RNA, 6829 nt
Organism: Leguminivora glycinivorella
Lineage: Eukaryota; Metazoa; Arthropoda; Insecta; Lepidoptera; Tortricidae
Gene: Ncoa6
Product: nucleolar protein dao-5-like
Exons: 9
Coding region: 1-4503 (1500 amino acids)
Source: RefSeq, a predicted model, not a curated record
AUGACUCGACUCGAAAAUGUUGAUAACGAAACCGGCAAUAUCGGCAUCGGAACUGCAAGCCAGCGAGUGCAAGCAGGACAGCUAGCCCCGCAGCUGCGGGCGCUCGGCAUUCUCUCCGUGCAACUGGACGGCGACCAGGCCGUGUCGCUCCGGCUGCAGCACGGCACCGAGCUGCGGAUCAACACGGAUGAAGAUGCAAGCACCUCCCGCACCCAACCCAACGCCGAGCUGCUGUCCGGCCUCGGCGGUAUCGGCCGCCUCCUCUCCGACGAUGGAGCCUCCACCAGUGCCGAGCCUCCCCGGGACAACUUCAAGAGCCCCAACACGGUCUGCCCGAUGGACAGCAAGCUGCCGCAGAGCAUACCCACUCCCACUUCGGACAGAUGCGAGUUCCCCUUCGGGAGCAUGACGCAGGCCCGGGUCAUACACCGGAAGGAGAACACUCUAGGCAUCCCAGGCCCCGCGACGGUCCGCCCACCGUCAGAGUUCCCCCGCCCCUCGACCUCAUUCGCGGGCCCGCCCCCGCCCUACCCCGCCAAGGCCACGCCCCCUAACGUGGCCAUGUCGUCACCGCUCCUGGUGAAUCUACUGCAGAACGAUGCCGCAGCCCCGGCGCCAAGGCCGAAGCUGCCCAAGCCGCAUACGGCCAAGCUGGACAGUCAAGACGGACAGAUGGAGCUAGCCGUCGGGCGCGCGCCGUUCGAGUACCGCGCGCCGCGGCCGCCGCUGCCGCUGCCGCGGCCGCCGGCCUCCCCGCCCCCGCCCCCACGCCGCGGCGCUGGGCUCCCCGCCCCGCCCCCGCCCCCGCCCGCCUCCCCGCGCCCCGCGCCGCGCGCGCCCCUCGCCGCGCACCCCGCGCACACCCCGCGCCGCGCCGCGCCCCAGCAGCGCCCGCCGCUGCACCAACACCAGCCCGUCUACAGGGCUCCGCUGACACCGGGCACGGUGGCGGCGGCGGCGGUGGGGGCCGGGCUCCGCCCCCGCUUCCCCUCGCCGAGCUACACGGCGGAGUUCACCCCCCCGCCCCCCUACAAGCAGUACCCGCGCCCGCGCCUGCAGCCCGUCACGCACGAGGACCUGCAGGCGCUGCUGCCGCCCUCCACCACCGCCAUGGACCAGAAGACGCAGUCCAGCUUCCAGGAGUUCCAACGUUACCAGCAGCAGUACAACGCGCGGCAGCGUGCCGCGUCGGCCAGCGCGCGCGCGUCCGGCGCCACCGCCGACUGGAACGAGCCCUACCGGGACUCGCUCGCGCUCUCGCUGCCCGACCUGCCCGACAUCGACCUGGACCAGCUGCAGCCCACGCUCGACGUGCUCGACGACUCCGCGCUCGCCUCCAUCUCCGACAACCUGCUCUACACCGAGGCGCGCGAGCAGCCCACCCCCGACGCGAUACUCCAGGAGAUCGCCGGACCCUUCAACGGGCCCUACGAGCCCCCCGCCAACCCUCCCAGCGUCCCCGGCGCGCCCAGCACCCCAGCGCGCCGCCGCCAGUGCCUUCUAAAGACGACAUGCCUCCGCCCCCGCGCCGCCCCCGACCCCGCGCCCUUCCGCUCCCCGCCCCCGCCCGCACCCGCGCGCCCCGCGCCCCGCCCCGCGCCGCCCGUCGCCACCGCCACCGUCGGCUCCCAGGCCACCGCCCGCGAGAUCGAGGAGCAGAGCAAGCAGUACCUGAUCAAGACCCUCAUGCGCGACGACGCCGACAUCCCGCCGCCCAAGGAGGACAAGAAGCCCGAGGAGCUCACCGUGGCCCAGUGCAAGCGCGAGGGCGGCGAGCCCGAGAUGUUCGGCAUCGCCAAGACCACGCCCAUCGAGGACGACUCGCGCCCGGACCCGCUCAAGUUCCGCAAGAAGGACCCGCUCGCCCAGAAGGGCGGGAAGCCGCGGACGACCGGCGCGAAGGAGAAGCCCGCCACGUUGAAGGACAAGAUCGUGCGCGACGCCAAGCCCGCGAAACCCCCCACCCCUCGCCCGGCCGCCACCCCCGAGGCGCCCCGGUCGCCGGGAGAAAAGGAAUCCAUCAAGCUGAGGCUCAAACUGGACAAGAACGAGCCCGUCGUCCAACCCGUAUACAAGGCGGACGUCAGCUUCACGAACCCGCGGCCCGGCGAGCCCGAGCUGCGCGUCCCGCCCCUCCACAUCUCCCUCCGGGGCAGGAACUCCGCCGUCAUCAAGAACUCCAAGAAGGAGAAGAAGAAGUUCGCCCCGGGGGACCUCCACAAGAAACUCAAGAUCAGGAAAAACUCGGAGUCGGACGACAAGCAUCGCCGGGAGGAGGAAACCCCCUCGAAGCCGGUCGAGCCCACUGAGAACUCCAAGGACGAGUAUCUCCACGUGAAGAGCAUAAAGCUCAACAACCACUACGAGGGCGACGCGAUAAAGACCGAGAUCCCCGGCGACAACAACGUCGUCUAUCGCAUGAAGACGAUAUCCAAAAACGCCCACAUAGUCACAAAGGACUACAAGCAUCUCAACAACAAAGUCCAAAGCUUAGACAGUCUGAAGAAGAAAAAGUCCAAACUGCUCACCGACAGCGGGAAAUCCAUGGAGAAGGACCGCGACAAAGAGUGGAAGAACGACAUGUUAGACAAAGAGGGGAAAUACGCCCAAAAUGAAGGCUACAGAGAGACGCCGAACAACCACGAGGUCAAGAAGAAGUUACCCGACAAGGACGCGAAAUGUGAUAAAACGGACGGCAAAGAGGAGCCGAACAGUGAGAGUGUUAGUGGUGCUAGUGAGUUGGAGAGUAGGUUGCUCAAGUGUCAUAAGGAGCGGACGCUCAGUGCGGACGACAGUGCGGACAAGUGCGCCGACGACAAUAAGCUCAAACGGACUGUGGACGGCGUUGUCUCGCCCAACGGCCUCAUCAGCGAGAAGAAGAGGAAAAUUAGCCAUAGUUCCUGUCCAGAGCCGGUGGGGUCCACCAACGUGGGCACCGUGCGCGUGUCCCCGCCGCGCGCCGCCGCCUCGCCGCCGCGCCGCCGCGAGCGCCCCAAGGACAAGUCCUACUGCAAGCUCGUCGCCGAGCGCGCGCGCCACGCCUCCAACACCGACCGGCAAGACCGCCCCGACGACAAGUUCGUCCCGCGCUCCCCGGGGCAGGCCCAGGGCGAGGACUCCGGCAUAGAAUCCAUGGACGCCUUAUCAGAGAAAUCCCCCAACCAAGCCAGCCAGAGCCCUCCAGGCCCGCAGCGGAAGGAACGACUCGACAUGCCGCGCUCCACCUCCCCUACCUCCGUGCAUCGCAUCAUAGGCGUCCCGCCGCCCGCCUCCGACGAACUCCUAGAGAGGCUAGCCUUAACGGCACCUCCGAGGUACGAACCGCCGCCCGAUCUAGACGAUCUGGGCGAUAUAGAGGCGGAGCUAGCCAAAAUGCACGGCGAUCAUGACCAACCUUCACCAAAAGUUAACGGCGAUGACGCGCCGCGCAGACCGCCAGAUCCACCUCGACCUCCUACCCCUAUUCGACGCGACCCUGACCCUGAACCGCAGCCAGAGGAAGUUAAAGAGGAGCCCAAGAAGGAGAAAGUAGACGAUUUCGAUCCCCUCCCGAGCAGGGUCAGCCCGCCGCUAUAUACGUACUCUAACCAGGAGAAAGGCGCGACGGAAGAAGUCAAAGAGGAAAAACCUGUCGCCGAAAACGGCGAGACCUCCGAGGAACAUAAAGAACCGGACCCUAAAUUGGAAAGGCUGCCCAUGAAAGCGGACUUCCCCGAUAAAAGUUUACUGGAGCAACUUCUCAUAGAGAUUCCCACUCCGGACUACGUCGCAAAAAGGCCUGAAUCCCCGUCUCCUUCUGCGUUAGAGAGGGUGGCCAGGAGUAGCGUCCGGACGAGAUCCAGUAGCAAAAUGAACAGCCCUGCCGACGGGCCCAAAACGCCCCGUCUCAGCCCCGGGAUACCCAAACUAGAAACGAGAUCCGACUCCCCCGCUCUUCAGAAUCCCCCCCGCAACUGCCUCAGAAGCGGCUCAGUGGAUAAAACCAGUCCUAAAACUGUUACUGCUGUAGCUACGGUGCCGGUGAAACCGGCCCCCGGAGCGAAACGGAAGCGAAGAGAGUCCGAAAGCUCCUGCGCGAGCACAAUCAGUUGCGAAGAAGGUUUAUCGCCGGCCGGGAGACCUAAGAAGAAGCCUCGUCGCGUCGACGGGGUUAAACAGCCGGGGACCGAAGGUCCGAAGGAGGGUCGGAAAAAGGAUUCGGACAGCGAUAGCGACGAGCCUCUGAUCUGUAAAGUGCGGGGGAAGACGCCCGCCAAGGUGGUGAGCCAGAAAGUGGUGAAGGGUGUGAAGGGGCCGGUGGAGGGUGUGAAGGCGGAGGGCAAGGGCGCGGUCGCGGGCGCGGAGGGCGUGAACACGCGGCGCUCGGGCCGCCAGGCGCCCGGCGCGCCGCCCAUGACGCCAGAGACGCCUGCUAGGAGGAAAACCAGGAGUGCCGUGGAGCCGGGCCCUGCGGCGGCAGCGGCGGUGGUGCGCCGGCGCCGCACGUCGCGCGACGGCAAGUGACGGCGGCGGCGCGCGGAGCCCCGCCCCGCGCUCGCGCCCCCGCCCCCCGCCCUGCUGCUGCUCCCCGCCGACUGACCGCACACGCCGUGAGCUGGCUUAUACUGUAUACGUGGCGCCAGUGACGUCGUACAUACCCGCGCAACGUGACCUGCGCCUGUGAGUCAGUCACGUCAUAUGAUACCCAUCUCGGUCUACCCGUGCGACUGGUGACCUAUGGCUGUGAACUAGCUUAUACUUGUGUAUAGGUAUCGCAGCGAGCUUGACUUCAUGUGGCGAGAUAAAACUCCAGAGAACGCUGAAGACAGUAGAGACCUGAGCUAGCUUAUACUGUAUAGGUAUCGCAGCGAGAGUCGUCAAAUGAUACGCAUCUAGGUCUACUCGUGCGACUGGUGACCUGUGGCUGUGAGCUAGCUUAUACUUGUGGAAUACGGCUCCUGCAGUCUGACCACACACCCUGACAGAUAUUGCCGUGAACUAGCUUAUACUGUAUAGGUAUCGGAGAGUCAUAACACAUCUAUUCGGGUCUGGCGAGAUACCACACCAACCGUUGAAGAUAAAAGAGCCGUGAAAUAGCUUAUACUUAGGUAUUGCAGCGUGAUGUCAUAGAUACCCACCUCAGUCUACCCAUGGACAGCAUCGGAGGAUGAAACCUUCACGGAAGUGCCGGGAGCUAGCUUAUACUUAUUUAUCUUAAAAUCGUAAGGAGUACUUGUCGCAGUAAAAAACGAAUGACACCCAUGGUUUACCCGAGCAGUGACCCACCAUCGGAAGUGACCUUACCGUGAGCUCUCGAUUAUAUUGUAUUGGUGUCGGCAUAGUGCAUACAGACUUAUGUGACUACUACCAUUUUUAAAUUUCGAAAAUAUAACAGCUGUAUAUUUAGUUCCGGCCCGCUAGAUGGCAUCAGAGUAUAGCCUCCGAUGUAUUUGUAUUUUGGUUUUAAACUGAAUUGCUCUGUCUUUAAAUUAAAUUUGUACUAGAAGUACUAGAAGUUUAGAGUCCAUACUUGAUUGACCUAACUCGAAAGUAUUCGCUAUCCAAUGAAUAGAAUACCAUUUGAGUUUAAAACCAAAAUAUUACACAAGUGUUGUAAACCGGCUCGCGACAUAGACAGUACGAAACCAGAAAGAUGAUUACAAAAUUUAACUGUCAGUCUGAAGACACUUAAGUCGUUUUUAAGAGGGUCAAGCGAUACUGUGCAUACACGGUGUGCCUUCAAAGCGGUAUGCGUGAUGAGUGGUUCUAUUCGUUUGUUGUUCUAUUUUCAAAAUUAUCUUAGCUCUGUGACGUUCUCUAGCAAAAGGUACCACACUCCGCUGCCAUAACGCUCUCAGAGCAUCUGUGGUCGUGCUUGUAUCUUUAUACUAGUGAUCAUGAGUCGUGUUCAAGCGUCAAUAUGGUACCUUCUGCUUGAUAACGUCAUAAUUAACCAGUUUGCGCGUGUUAAGUUUCGAUUUAUCGAAUCUCGAUUAAGGUGUACAUCGGGUGGUGUGCGUGCUUAUUGUUAGUAAUCGUGCAAUAACGGUCUGAGGCGAGCUAGCGUAGUCUAUUCAGUGUGAAUGUCUGUGGUCUUGCCGCGGUUCCAUACAAGUAUGUAAGGAAUAUAUUCGAUGAUAACGCAGACAUAUUUGCAGAAGGUAGCCGAUCUUUUUUAAUCCAAUACGGGCAAUCGUGAUCAAACAGAGUAUGGGCACAAAGGUCUAAACGCGAUGCCAGACAUAUUUGAAACUAAACGGUACUUGUUGCCAGUUACUGGCACACAAAGUGUUAAAAUGGGUUGGGUUUAUGUAACUGCUCCAUGCAAACUUCCACCCCCCAUUUUAGGGAAGUGGGAAGUUAGAAAGAGAUAAAAAGUAGCCUAUGUCACUCUCCAUCCUUUCAACUAUUUCCACUUAAAAAAUCCCGACAAUUCGUCGCUCCGUUUUGCCGAGAAGGACGGACAAACAAACAGACACACACACUUUCCCAUUUAUAAUAUUAGUAUGGAUUAUUUUAGGAAUUGCUUUAAGAAUGUUCAGAUAUUUGAUGGCGAUUGCCCUAGACUCUUUCUAAGCAAACUUUACAUCGGCUUGACAGCGACCAAGUGUGGCAGAGCCCCUGUAAAUUUCAUUGAAAUUUUCUUUGAAAGUCUAGAAACUUAGAUUCGAACGAAAUGGAUUUUUUUUGAUACUACGUUGUUGGCAUGCAAGCAUACUAGCCGCCCAAUGGUAAUCAAUUAGCUACCAUCAGGGGCCCAUUUCUCGAAGCUACAAGUUACAAUUUACAAGUGGUUGUCACUGUCUAGGGCCUAUUGCAUAACAAUUUACAACUGAUAUUACAAGCGGUA